AUGUGGAGAUCCAUCCCGUCACCGGCUGUCGAGCGACGUGCAGAGACGAACCACGUCACGACGGUGCCGACGCAAGGUUCCAUCCGACCUUCCAUCCAGCGGAAUCCGCAAACCCUGUGCACACGGCACAACGCACAGGGCCCCCUCACCUGGUUUAGCCCGCCGGUCGAGACGGUUGCCCGGGGUGUGGCCGCUGAGCAGAGCCCAGCUACGUGGAGCCACAGGUGAGAGUUGAGUGCCAGCAAGUGGACGCUAGGCGCAGUCUCACCUGCAAGCAAGUGAGCGACCACCACGACCAUUACGUGAACCCACCGCUGACACCCCUACACCCCACUACUACUACUACCACUACUACUACUACUACUACUACUACUACUACUACUACUACUACUACUACUACUACUACUACUACUACUACUACUACUACUACUACUACUACUACUACUACUACUACUACUACUACUACUACUACUACUACUACUACUACUACUACCACUACUACUACUACUACUACUACUACUACUACUACUACUACUACUACUACUACCACUACUACUACUACUAG
Molecule: messenger RNA, 565 nt
Organism: Spirometra erinaceieuropaei
Lineage: Eukaryota; Metazoa; Platyhelminthes; Cestoda; Diphyllobothriidea; Diphyllobothriidae
Source: the annotation of a GenBank genome assembly